AUAGACAAACAUCGUUUGUCCCUCUUGUCCUGGCCAAUCUCCCUUAGUGGCUCACGGCCAUCAUCUCAUUGGAAGAAGAAGAAGAACGAAUAAGGAGAAGGACGACGAAAGGGGGGAGCUAACGGCCAUUGCUCUGAGGUAGAAGAAGAAGAAAGGCAGGGGCAUUCUAUCCUAUCACAGGUUCGGGCCUCUACGAACUUGUUUCUGAACGAAUACGUGGUCUCUGUUUCUCUUCUCUGUUUCUCUGCUUCUCUGUGUUGCCUUCCAAGAACCAAACAGUUCUCGUCACGUACAGGUGCCGCCAUGACGCGGGGAGUUCUGGCUGUAAUGACCGUUUUGCUUCGCGUAUCCUUCGUUCGAGCGCUGUGCAGUGGACGUUCAAUCAAGAACUUGGAUGCUGUUUCCGAGGCAGUACCCAGCAAGGACAAUAACGAAGACUUCGAUCUUGCCUGCAAAGCGGGCUUCACUCUAGUAGGAAUCAAGGGCACGAAACUCCACUGUUCAGCAACGGGCGAUUGGGACCCGCCGAUAAGCCAGAUUUCCUGCCGAGGCUGCAAACCAUCCGCUCCGGUUCCCUACGCGCCUGCGAUUGGGAACGACCUCCCCCCUGGAACACAACCCGACAGAGUGCUGACAUCGCAAGACGACGUUCCUAUCGGAGAGACGCUAACCAUCAGGUGCACCAACAAGUCCAAGAAAGAAAGGUACAAGACGCUCAAGUGCGUCGCACCAAUUUCCGGACUGAAGAGACCCACUUGGAAAGUCUGGGACGCAUCAGUUGAAAGGGCCAUACCGUCUACUAUUUGCCUUGCGCCGUGCAAUAAUCACACAGUGGCCAAUAUCGUGAAACCUUCUGUUGGCGUAAUCUCGAGACCAGUUACUAGCAACGCGUCCGUCACUCUGGCGUGCAAGGCAGGAUACAAGCUCACUGGAAUAAACGUCACCAAAAUCCGCUGCUUAGCACCCAAUCCUUCCAAACCAAACAACAUGUAUUGGCAAGACGACAUCCAGAAGAUCUAUUGUAAAGCAAUUUGCGUGAAUUCCGUCCCAAGAGGUCUGGUUGAACACAUGGACAUUGCGAGCGUUCGCUUUCAAGACAGAGCCGAUGGUGACAUCAUUGACAUCGUUUGCCUGCCUGGGUUUAAGGCGUUCGGCAAGAUCAAGUGCGAAGCUCUUGGUUCCAGCAGCGAAGGGUACUGGAAGACUGUAUUUACUGAUCAGCCUUUGUGCAAACCAACGUGCCCGCCGCCGGAUCCAGAUGCCUUAGGUGUCCCCGGUUUGGAUGCUGGAAGCAACAAUUAUACGAAUAGCACAGAAGGCGAUGAGGCAACGGUUUCUUGCCUUCCCGGUUUCGAAGCAUUGGGAAAGCUGGUGUGUACUGGACGUGAGUUUCCUUCAUGGCGCACAGCACAGUCUUCGUACGAGCCCAGGUGUCUAGGGUGUAGAAAUGUUACCGGAAACAGUACGGGCGACCUCCCCCCAGGAAUUACGUUGAAGGUUCCUCAAAAUGGUGACGUGCCGGUUGGAUAUGCCGGAGAGAUUAAAUGCAUUGCGGAGGACGAGAAGCCUCUGUACUCUACCCUGAAGUGCGCAGGUGGCCGUGUCUGGAAAGCUUUGGACGGAUCGCUGAAGGACAUCCCGCAGGAAAUGUGUCAAAAGUUGUGCCCCUCGUCACUACCAGAGGCAUUGUCCGUUCCCGGCGUGAACACCGCUCACCACAGCUUCCGGGACAAGGUCGUCGGACAUGUAGCUGUUGACUUCUGUGCUGCUGGGUUUCAAGCGUCGGGCAAAUACAUGUGCGUGCUCAGUGACGGGCGGACGGCACGGUGGACCAAAGGAACGUUUUUCGACGAACCUGCAUGCAAAGGUUGCGAGACCAGACCCAGUAGUGCUCUUGCGAAUCACAACGAAUCAUCGCCGAGCAACCGGCUUCCGCGAGGAACCUCUCCAAAGACCAGUCCAACCGUGAGCGCUCUGGGAGUGGGAAGCACACUGGAGAUUACGUGCGACGACGACGCGGAGAAGAUUCAAUACAGUAGGCUCCAAUGCGACACAGGACUAAUAUGGAAGGCACUGGACACGUCCGGAAAAUUGAAGAUGAUUCCCUUCAAUAUGUGUCUCCGGAAGUGUCCUGUCUCUGUACCACUGAUUGCAAAUAUGGACAUAACAGCGGCACAGUUCCAAGAUAAAUUCGAAGGAGUCGCUGUUGUCGUUCGAUGCCUAGAAGGAUAUAAGUCAUCUGGGUACUUGGUGUGCGUGCGCGAUACGUCGUCGAGUGAAGCGACCGUUUGGAAACCCGGAGCGACGCCGCCAUCCUGCACAGCCAUUUGCGACCAACCCGGAACACCAGCCCAAUCGACAUUUGUGGGUCCUCCGAAGACUGAGUAUGUUGUCGGGGACGUACAGUACUACCGGUGCAAGAGCGGUGAACAAGUUUCCAUCGUAUGCCAACAGUUCGGACCCAUUGCCAGGCCAGAGUGGACAAAUGCAACGUGCUCAGGUUUUCGAGAUGACGGAGGGGAUUUACUUCAGCAGUCCGCCGGCACAAGACGAUCAACAACAAUGUCGGUACCUGCCGGAUUUUGCCCGGAGCUGGAGAUUGAGAACGGAAGUGUGAUGGUGAAGAACAAUACAUGCGCCGAAUACACCUGCGCCCCUAACUAUCACCUGCUUGGGCCCCGGGAACGGUGGUGCCAAGACGACGGCAAUUGGAGUGGAGAUGAGCCGAAAUGCGUCGAAGUGGGUGCCUAUUCCGCCGUGCGACGCGUCGGUUCUCCAACCCUGGGCCUCACCUGCCUUGCUGUGUGUACAGCUCUCUGCCAUCUACGAGAUAACACGUAGCUGCUGAAUUAUCAAUAUAUCACAUCCAAUGGCGAUCUCACCUUGAUACCCCUGCUACGUAUUACGUGCUCAUGUACAUCGUCAAUAUAUUCGUCGUUUGUACAGCACGGCACGUGCGAUCAAAUAAAAUGCUUGGACACCAAA
Messenger RNA from Ornithodoros turicata, 2985 nucleotides. RefSeq lists its product as uncharacterized. NCBI's taxonomy places the organism in Eukaryota, Metazoa, Arthropoda, Arachnida, Ixodida, Argasidae. The coding region runs from base 304 to 2841 and encodes 845 amino acids. The record is from RefSeq and is a predicted model, not a curated record. The transcript has 15 exons.